Messenger RNA from Pseudomyrmex gracilis, 2183 nucleotides. Its product is annotated as sodium-dependent phosphate transport protein 1, chloroplastic-like. NCBI's taxonomy places the organism in Eukaryota, Metazoa, Arthropoda, Insecta, Hymenoptera, Formicidae. Gene Ontology annotation, molecular function: transmembrane transporter activity. Bases 579 to 1799 code for a protein of 406 amino acids. The transcript is spliced from 8 exons. The record is from RefSeq and is a predicted model, not a curated record. Gene Ontology annotation, biological process: monoatomic anion transport; transmembrane transport.
UACGCGAGUGUUGUACACGUUGUGGACUCUUUCCACAACUCCUUCAUUGAUGUUCUCAUUGCUGUUUACAACACUCGCGUCUCUCCAGCUGGCACGGUAGGUGACGCUGUCGUCGUCACAGAAAACUCGUGUCUCUUCUGUCUUCGUGUGUUGAAAAGCCCUUCCCUUCUGUCGUCAAAAUGAGACCCUUUAAAAGCGUUUGCUUAACGUCAACGCGAUGAAUCAUCGAAUGCGCCGGUAAAAUUCCUAUAAUUUUGUUUAUUUCUCGCGUCUUCAACAUUGUCGGUAUACGUUGAUUGCGAAAAAAAACAUUUCCCACGUUGUGACAAAAACAGAGGUUAGAUCUGUAUCUGGUGAAACGAUAAAGUUUCUCUUGUGUUCUUUCUUGUGUUUGCUUCUGUAUCACAUUUUUCAUCUAUAAAACGCGAACGCGUUCUCGAACACGUUGCUCGUUGUAAGCGCGAAGAAACGUUGACGCACUGACGAGGAACGGAAUCCGUGCGAUGUGAUUGCCGCCGAUCGCUUCAGUCGGAUUCGCAAUCAGAGCAAUCCGGACAUCACAAUCCGGGGGGGGGACAAUGGCGAAAUUUCGGAUGCUGCCGCGCACGUCGCGCAUCGUAGCGCUCUGUUCCGCCGCGAACUUCAUCAACGCCGCGGACAGAGUGAUCAUGCCAAUCGCCAUCGUCCUCAUGACCGACGAGUUCAAGUGGAAUCUUCACUGGCAAGGAUGGAUCUUGUCCGCUUUCGCUUUCGGAUACUUCACAAGCCAGAUCAUUGGUGGAAGUACAGCAAGUAGAUUUGGCUGCAAAACAGUGCUCAUGUUCGCCGUUAUGUUGUGGUCCAUCAGUACAGUCAUGACACCACUGAUAGCGCAGUCAGUACCGUUACUCAUAGUCUGCAGAGUAGUUCUAGGACUGGGAGAAGGAUUAGGCCUACCAGUGAUAUUUCAUUUAUUUGCGCAUAAUGUUCCUGUGGAGGAAAGAUCACGAGCUUUUGGUUAUCUUGUGGCCGCCGGUUCCGUGGGCCAGGUGGUCGCGUCUAUCAUAUGUCCGCACUUGGCUUGGCAAACUGGAUUCUACUUGUUUGGAACAAUAGGUAUUUUGUGGACCGUUCUGUGGAUGAUGUUGUAUCACGAGACCAACUCUCAAGAUGAAAUACCGUUAUUUGUUCCCAAGGUAGCUCAAAAUAGAAGCUUACGUUGGACAGAAUUCAUUACUCAUUGGCCCUUGUGGGCUCUGUACAUAGCGCACUUCGCGAUGAACUGGAGCAACUAUAUAAUAAUGCAGUGGUUACCGACUUACUUGGCGAGAAAUUUGUCCGCAAACAAGGAGAGUAUUAGCCUAACGGCACUACCUUACAUAGUUAAUUCUCUCGUCGGUAUUGUUGCCGGUCACUGUGCCGACACCCUGAUACAAAAGAGAUGGUCCGUUUUGUCCGUAAGAAGAUUAAUGACCAAUAUAGGCCUAGUGGGACCGGGCGCGUUCUUGUUAGCUUUCUGCGCUGUAGACAAUUUACUCGCAGCGGUCAUCUUCGUUUCGAUAUCCAUGGGCCUCUGCGCGUGCAACUCCGCUGGACAUCUUAGCAAUCAUGUCGAUAUUGCUCCGAAUCACGCAGGAAUCACAUUCGCAGUCUCGAAUACAAUUGCGACGGUACCUGGAAUUCUGUGCGGGCCGUUGACGGCCGAAUUGGUGACCGCUUCUCACGGUUGGUGGAUACCGGUUUUCGUGCUUGCGGCGGCGAUCAACUUCACGGGGGCUAUAAUUUAUCAGAGCCACAGUUCGGCGCUUCCGGUGUUGUGAUAUGUUAUAUCGUUCGUUAAUCGACGAUCGCGCGCGACGAUCGAUGAGGAAAUGCGAUCGGUCAAGUGUUCGCCGAUAAAAAUUUCUCAAGAGUGCGCGUUCGCAUUGAGAUCUACGUGAAACGUUUUCUCGCUUUCAUCGGCCAGUCGACAACAUAUCAAGAUGCUUUAUUUAUAUAUAUAUAUAUAUUUUAAAUUGAAUUCUUAACACACAUGUAUGUCAAGUAGCAAAGUGAAUUUUGUGUGUGAUAGUGCCAUAGUUUGACGAGCACGUAUGUAGAACUGUGGACGUGUACAUAUGCGGAACAUCAUGCACUUGGUCUACACGGAAAUGUGUGUAUGUGUGUUCGUGUAGACAGAAUCUUAGUAUAUAUAUAUAGUAUAC